Messenger RNA from Electrophorus electricus (electric eel), 2181 nucleotides. RefSeq lists its product as uncharacterized. Lineage: Eukaryota; Metazoa; Chordata; Actinopteri; Gymnotiformes; Gymnotidae. The record is from RefSeq and is a predicted model, not a curated record.
AGUUCCUUUCUGCUUCGCCUAAUAACUAGCAAACUAGUUUCCUUUUUAUGUUGUAUUUUGCAUUCACGCUGUCAAUCGUUCUUUACAUAAGACGGAUUCAUAUCUAAAGUAACUACGCCUGUAAUACGCUUAUAUUACGAAUCGAUGGAGUUUUACGAUAAUUAGCGUUAGCUAUAUGUAUGUCAAGGUACACUAGUAGUUUAAAGCUAGCUGAAUGGCUAGCACGGUGGUAGCGGUUACGGGAACAUCGACUUUGCUUACUGAUCAUCGUAUAAUUAGCUAGAUUAUUGCAUUUCACAACCCUCGGUUUUAGUGAAGAUAUGGCGUGGGAUAAACCAAGGCUGCCGUUCCCCAAAAAUGUAUACGGAAAUAUUGGCAUUGGUUGUCUUUGUCCUAUCGACUAGGCUUCCUUCCUCUCGAUUACUCAUGGCUCCUUUACUCACGUCUGCUGCUGGAAUUCACAUGCGAGACACGGACGACAGUUUUGUGCGAAUACUAGAAGCUCCCGCUUGUCCGACUUAAGUGCUUGUUAGCAACUAAUGUCCAAAAUUACUCAUUAACUUAGAGUGCAUAAAGUGGACUGUAGGACCGGUGAGGAACUGCAGAGGAGUGGCAAGUUUCUUAGUGAAUGAACCCAUUGUUUAAUGCUGGAGUGGACCAUGGAGAGAGAGUGCCAUGCUGGAAAACAAGGUCAGGGAGUGAGGAGAUGGGCUGCACCUCGGCCAAGCAGCUUUCGGCUGUCCCCGGCGAUGAGGAGGGGCGGGGCAAGGCCUACGGCAACGGAGAAGCCUUGUCUGAUGAGUACAAAAUGAAAGGACUUGAGAAGGUGAAAUAUGUGCAUGGAGAGGAGGAGCGAACGAACACACGCAACCAGGAGAACCUGGAAAAGAACACAUUGUUCCAUAAGGGCAAACACAAAGAUGCCAGUGGUAACAGUAAUAAGAUAAGCAUCCACUCCUCAGAGAGCCAACAGGAGUUCUUCAGGAUGCUGGAUGAAAAGAUUGAAAAGGGACGGGACUACUGCUCGGAAGAGGAAGAUGUGACAUAGCGUGGCACAGUUGAGAUCAGGCCAAUGGAGAACCAGUCCUGCCCUAACGUUGCUGAGAUGACUCCUUUCCUUUCCAGUUCCCUAAAAGAACUCCUCUGUUUAAACAAAAAGUUUUAACCCCCUAUUCCCUUUGUUUACAUUUACUGCAGCACAGCCAGUGGCCUUGCAGGUUAGUGCUCAAAUGGGCCCCUAGAACUGGCCCCCUGGAAGACAUUUUGGCAAGGAAAGAUUGAAAGGGAACUGGGACGAGUGCCGGAUUUCCACUGCGAGAACCGCUGUCGGACUGUACUUCAGUGCCCUGCCUUACACUACACAAGCCUGUAAGCCUUCUGCUUCCCACAGACGAGCAGGAAUCAAGAGAACCAGAGGGAGGUCCUGGACUUCAUUCACCUUUUGAAGAGGACAUGGAAUGAACAGUGUGUUGAAAUAAGUGACUUUGUUCCCUGUUUAGUGUCUACAGAACCUUAGCACAUCUUCUGUCUUUGCUGCACCGAGAGAGAAAGAUGAAUGGGAGUUGGCAUGAAUGACAAAGUAAGAGAGUGCGAAUGAAAUUGAGAAGGACUAGUUACUUCUGAGACCUAGAUGUUGGCAUUCUUUGCGGGAAGUCCUACACCAUUUGGUUUGUUUAACAUUUUGACCUUAAAAAGUAGGUGGACAGAAUUCCCCACCCCCCACCCCCAUGUAUUUUUGAGUCUGUUAUGUGUCACAAAUUUCUAUUUCAGCCCUUUCUUUUGGAUUUAAGUGUAACACUGCUCAGGAUGGUUGUGCUGUUAUUUUUUUAUUGUUAGAGGCAGUUCUCAGUGAAUGUCCUUGUUUGAGAGAAGCAUUGUUACUUUAGAACUUAAGGAGGUGCUGUCAUGUUGACUUAAGUCGAAUGACAACAAUAGUGUCAAGCAUAACCAAGUAUAGAGGGACCAGUUAUAAAGCAUCAUUAUGGGACUGUGUAGUUUCAUGACACAAAACAUACUUUUACAUUCUGUAAAAUGAUCAAACAAUACAGGUUUGCUGGAUUUCAAAAAUAAGAUUCUUAGUCUGAUGACUUGGUUUGAUUGUGUAAAAGGCUCAUGUAGGUUCAACUGUAUUUCUGUUCAUCGGAAGAGAAAAUGCAAAUAAGAACCUGAACUUUUUUUUAA